Toxorhynchites rutilus septentrionalis is the source of this 1727-nucleotide messenger RNA. Its product is annotated as transcription factor grauzone-like. The record is from RefSeq and is a predicted model, not a curated record. Gene Ontology annotation, molecular function: chromatin insulator sequence binding; zinc ion binding. Gene Ontology annotation, biological process: regulation of transcription by RNA polymerase II. The coding region runs from base 209 to 1651 and encodes 480 amino acids. Gene Ontology annotation, cellular component: nucleus; chromosome. The transcript is spliced from 3 exons. Lineage: Eukaryota; Metazoa; Arthropoda; Insecta; Diptera; Culicidae.
AUAGUGGAAAAAAAUAUAUUCGUCGAUGUAAACAAGCGGUGAAAAAGGAGACACUUUUCGACGAGUGAUUUGUAUGAAGUUCCACUGCCGUGGGAAUAGUUUUGUCUCAGCAUUAGAGCAAUGACAUAUCAGUUCCUUAUUUUUCUCUUGGAGUUACUAUCCCCUGUUAUUGAUAUAUUCUGAGUACAGCUAGAUAAUAUUUUAAGUUAUGGCCGAGGAAUCUGUUCCUGUAUGUUGCGUCUGUCUCCAAGUUACGUCGGAUGCAGUUCCAAUAAUGGAAGAGGCAGGAACCAACCAGGAUGAGCCAAGUGAACCCUCGGAGGCAAUUUCACGCGGAUCCAUAGUCUCGAAGCACUUCUGGUUUGAGUUGAAUGACUUACAAGAUGCUAUCAUUUGUUGCGAUUGUUGGUCAAGAAUCGACGAUUUCCAUCAGUUUUACUGCGCUAUUGAAGAGAUUCAUGCACAAAAAGAACAUUUUUCGAUUACCAGCGUUAAGGAUGAAAAUGAUAUUGCCACCGAAACAGAUGAAGGAUCACAAGAAGCGUUACAUUACACGACUGACGAUGGUCACCAAGUUUUCCUCGAGUCCUUCGUUGAAGAUGACGACGAUAAGGAGGCUGUAAAGCGUUUAAUAAAUGAACAAUCGGAAACGGUGGUUGAACCAAAACUAGCAAAACUACGAAAAUGCCGGAAGAAACCUAAACCUGUCAAUAGGAGGGCGAGGGACGAUGAACUUAUUUCAAAAUAUUGCAAAAUGCAAUGUGAUCAAUGCUCGCUUGAGUGUGCCAACUUCACUGCAUUGCAGAGACAUUCAACGUCAGUGCAUCAAAAACGUGCGAAUGUUUUCUGCUGCGAUCGAAAAUUCAACAAAAGGAUCAUACUAUUUGAACACAUCCAGCAACAUUUGAAUCCCGAGCGAUUCCAGUGCGAUCUUUGCAUGCGCAUGUGUGUAAAUGAUGAGGCUCUCAAGACGCAUAAACUCAAAGUCCAUACUCCAGUCGAUGAGAGACCGUUCAAAUGCGUCAAGUGCCCGAAAGCCUUUGUUGACGAAACCACUCUUGCCAGCCAUCUUAGCUAUCAUCUAGCCUUAGAGACGAAAGAGUACCUUUGUCAGCAAUGUGAUCGAUUUUUCGGAAAUUCAUCUCUUCUAAAAGCACACGUGAAAAAUCGUCAUUCUUCAACCUUCGAGUACGUUUGUGACACAUGUGCUAAAGGUUUCAAUCAACGGAGUCUUUUCUUGGGACAUCUUCAGGAACAUGGGCCGAAGGCACCAAAGGAAAGGGCAGAAUGCCCGAUUUGUUUCCGCUGGCUGGGGAAAAAGAGCAUGCGCUCGCAUAUGCGUCGGCACGAUUCGCCCAGCUAUCGGUGUGACUUGUGUGGGAAGGAAUCACCCAACGAGAUUGCUCACAAGAAUCAUGUGCGGGUCACCCACACGGACGCCAAAUUUACCUGCAACAUCUGCGAUAAAGUAUUCAAGCGAGCGGUGUACCUGAAGGAGCAUAUCGCGUCGCACAAUGGAGAAUCUCUGUACACGUGUCCCUACUGUCCGAAAACGUUCAACUCUAACGCCAACAUGUACUCCCAUCGGAAGAAGAUGCAUCACCGGGAGUGGCUCAAGACGAAAAUGAAGCGUUUCGCAAAGCAAGAGUGAAUACAGUGAGGGUUUACUUCUUUAAUGCUUUGUAUGGUUUUCUAAUAAAACGAAUCCAAAUGGUAGAUACAUCAUA